Epinephelus fuscoguttatus (brown-marbled grouper) is the source of this 1301-nucleotide messenger RNA. It is a transcript of the gene spdya, whose product is annotated as speedy/RINGO cell cycle regulator family member A. Bases 249 to 1232 code for a protein of 327 amino acids. The record is from RefSeq and is a predicted model, not a curated record. Gene Ontology annotation, molecular function: protein kinase binding. Gene Ontology annotation, biological process: positive regulation of cyclin-dependent protein serine/threonine kinase activity. The transcript is spliced from 7 exons. NCBI's taxonomy places the organism in Eukaryota, Metazoa, Chordata, Actinopteri, Perciformes, Serranidae.
ACCUUCACCUCCGGUCAGUGCUUUGUAAAUACUGUUAACUUAUAACCUUUUUAGCUUUAAUAAACGUUGCUAUAGUUGCAUUCUCUCCUGUUUUCAAGGACAUUAUUGACAUCUGCUCUUAGCGCCAUUACGUUUUGUAGAGUUGUGUGUCUGAUACAGGUGUUAGUAACACCGACAUCUGUCGCCUUUUCAUCGGGUUUUAAAGAAUCAUAGACCUUUCCGCUACAGAUGAUCUAAGCAUCUGAAGCAUGAUGAAGCACACACACAGCUGUUGCCAGGCUUCCCCCUCAAGAACUGCUGGAGUCAGGCUCAGCAGUUCAAACUUGCUCCCAAUCAGAAGAGGUCACCGACUCAAAAGAGCCAACGGUCGAGAGACCCAGGGCCUGCUAGGGAAAAGCCAGCCGAGCCAGCGUCGGGAUGAGAUGUGUUAUGUCAAGAAGAGCAUGUCCCCGACGAUCGGCAUCCAGCGGCAGGAAAUGGAGUCGUUCUUCAAGCUUUUUGAUGAUGACCUGAUCCAUGACUUUCUGUGGAUGGACUGUUGCUGUAAAAUGACAGACAAGUACCUUCUAGCCAUGACCUUUGUGUACUUCAAAAGGGCCCGCUUCACCAUCGCUGAAUACACCAGGAAGAAUUUUUUCAUUGCACUCUAUCUUGCCAACACCAUGGAGGAGGAUGACGAAGAGAGCAAGUAUGAGAUCUUUCCAUGGGCGCUGGGCAAGAACUGGAGGAAGCAGUUUCCUCGCUUCCUCAAGCAGCGGGACAAGCUGUGGGCACGAGUCGAGUACAGAGCUGCUGUCAGCAGGCGCUGCUGUGAAGAGGUGAUGGCCAUUGUGUCCUCUCACUUCGUGUGGCAGCGAGAACGGUUGGAGCACCACAGCGGUGCUCAGCGGCAGUACGCGGACCGAGACUUUACUCGGAUUCCCCGCGGGCCCUCGGCCUCUCCAGUCUCCUGCACCCUGUGUAACCGUGGCUCUGGGUUAGAUAUUGGUCCCGGCUCCUCUUCUCUGUCCAGAGGCUCUUCUGCGCAGAGCCCAAACCUAGCCCUUCCCCACCCAUUCACCUCUCCACUGAGUUUGGAGUUAACCCCACCCAGGGCCGCAGCCUCUCGCAGGAAGACGGUGGAGACUAAAAGCCAGGCGCAGCAUUCCUCCUGCUGCUGUGCUGGGGAGGUUCGCGAUGAAUCUUCCUGCGGGUCCACAUGUGACACCUCCAUGGACUGGAUCAGUAAGUAGAGCGUCACACCACCUCAGCAGCACUGACCGAGCUGAUCUGCGUGGUGCUGUCUCACCUCUUUAACGCCA